This is a messenger RNA of Hemibagrus wyckioides, 4106 nucleotides long. RefSeq lists its product as uncharacterized. The record is from RefSeq and is a predicted model, not a curated record. Gene Ontology annotation, molecular function: ubiquitin protein ligase activity. NCBI's taxonomy places the organism in Eukaryota, Metazoa, Chordata, Actinopteri, Siluriformes, Bagridae. Bases 499 to 1290 code for a protein of 263 amino acids. The transcript has a single exon. Gene Ontology annotation, biological process: protein ubiquitination.
CGCUCUCUCUCUCUCUCUCUCUCUCUCUCUCUCUCUCUCUCUCGUCUCGAGACGCAACAUCAUCGCAGUGUGAUGGCGGAGUGAUUUGCGUCCGCCUCAAGUCCAACCCGCUCCCUCCCUUCUUUGUGAAGAGAGAUAGAGAGAGAAGAAGAGGAAUAAAAGAAAAAAGAAAUAAAGAAAAAGAUAAGAAGCCGCUCGUGACGCUGAGAUUUACUUGACAAGUGAGAAAGGUGGAAUAUAAACAAAAGACGGAAGAAUAGACUACAUCCCAUUACAUCACCGAGAGAGAGACAGAGAGAACCCGGUCCAUACGGGUACCGGGAAAGGACGCGGCUCGCGACGUGAUGGUUACGGUGUGACACGACCCGAUAUUUACACCAAAAAUGCACGGUUAAUAAAUUCUUUUAAGAGGGCGGGAGCGGAGCUCAUCAGCGUCAUCCCUCGUGACCGCCGGAGACUGAGGUGAUGUGAUCGGAACGUGCGCGAGACGCCGCCGCCAUGGCCGAGGAGGGGGAUAUAGAGGCGGAUGCAGGGGCUACCGGCUGCACGGACAAGUAUGAGGAGUACGAGUGUAAGAUCUGCUACAACUACUUUGACCUGGACCGGCGCGCGCCCAAGAUCCUCGAGUGCCUGCACACGUUCUGCGAGGAGUGCCUGCACGCGCUGCACUUGCGUGAGGAGCGGCCGUGGCGCGUCACGUGCCCUGUGUGCCGCCACCGCACGCCUGUGCCUGAUUACCGGAUACGCAACUUGCCCAACAACACCAAGGUCACGGAGGACUUCCCGCUGCGCGUGGACGUGGAUGCCGACCCCGUGCCGCAGGACGCGCUGCCGCCGCACCCGCCGCCGCUGCAUCCAGCGCUCGCGGCCCUGCGGCGCGACGACGCGUCCAGCGCGUCCGGCCCGAACCGCCACGCGCACGCGACGCCGUCCACCACGGCUUCCACGGCCACCAUGACGCUCUCGCAGGACUCGGUGGUGUCGCGCCGUGAGAGCUGCCACGAGGGCUGUUGCAGGCGUCUCGCGCUCACCGCAGGCUGCGCGUGCGUCGCGUUCUCGUUCGUGGCCAUGCUCGCGCUGCUCUUCGCCGGCCUUGUGUUCGUGCACGGCAACUCCGGGGACCGACCGCCGUCUCCCGCCGGUCCCGUGUGCCUGUCGGUCGCGAGCGUCCUCGCUAUGGUGGCUGUGGUGGUUACGUGGCUGCUCUGCUGGCUGAAAUACAGACCGGAGCACGAGGUCACCGGCCGCGCCUCGGCCACGAGCAACAGCAGCAGCAGGAGAAACGCCUAAGCUCUGUGUGUUGGAUGGGUGGGUGUGUAUAUGUGUACGCGCGCGUGUACGUGUGUUAUUGUCGCUCACAGUGUAUUAUUAUUCUGUCCUUCAUGAUCAUUUAGAGCGGAUAGACUUUUACUCUUAUUCCUCCCUAUGCACUUAAACACGACUGACAAUCUCUUUCUAUCACUUUACACACACACACACACACACACACUUUUCCUCCCCAGCAAUCUGGGACAGACGUGCGCACGUGUCAGGUUGCAGAAUCUCACAUCACACAUUUUUGACCAGUGCUACACACACACACACACACACACACACACACACACACACAAAUAUAUAUAUAUAUCAGACAUCAACCUGACCCAAAAAAUUACUAAGCCAUCAAACAAGACUGAGAAAUUAUUCAGGAAUUAAUCACAAGCAAUCCAAGAUGUUUAAAGUAUCUCUGAAAUGUAAUAUGAAAAUAAUUUAAGUAAAGAAUUAUUGUUUCAUUUUUUUUUUAUAUCCAUAACACUAUUUUGUGUAAUCACUAACAUUAGUGAAUGAGCAGGCUGUGGUUCUGUGCUUCAGUGUUCCUGGGUCUCAGAUAAGAAAGAUUCAAAAUCACAGAACUUAUUUACAGAGAUUUAACACUCUGUAUUUAUACUUUAUUUCCCAACCUUUCUAUUAUUAUUAUUAUUAUUAUUAUUAUUAUUAUUAUUAUUAUUAUUAUUAUUAUUAUUAUUAUUAUUAUUAUUACCUUUAGUACCAGCAUCAAAAAAGGGGCUAAUCAUUUAAACUUCCUAUUUUGAGAUGCUGAUCAUGAUUAUGGCUUUAAAUUCUGCCUCAAAUCUGGGAAAAAAAAUUUUUUUUCACUUAAGAUUUUGUAAGUAGCUCUGCCUAAAGCAGUGUGAUUAUAUAUAAAUUAUAUAUAUAUAUAUAUAUAGCUGAUAUAAAUAUAAAAUAAAUUACAGGCAGUUUAAUAGCUGUUAGGGUGGCAAUGUAGAAAUACCACCUUUAUUUUCUCUACAUUAGCUGCUUUUUUUUUUUUUAAGGAAAAAAUUAUUUAAGUAUUUAGGUUUGUACUCACACUUUUCGUACCCGGUUGUCUUUUGUAUUCGUUCUGCAGAUCCUGGUUUGUUUGUAUUAUGACUCUUUUUGCAUUUAGGAUUUGAAUAUUAAGCACUCUUUGGAUAUUUAAAUCUCUAAAAAUAUCUAAAUGGCAAAUUGCAAAGUGUAGCAUAAACACAUGUGUUUAGGCUUUAUUAUAUUUUGUUUGCCACAGGAGGGGUGUCGAAGUUUUUGUAGCAAUCUUAAACCUUUUGGUACAACGGAACCCUUCGAACCCUUUUAAACCUCCCCUCACCCUCGCACUACUGACUUAAUUCAUUUGUGUAAAGCUUGUGCAGUAAUAUUUCUCUGUCAAUCAGGGCCAUAGAGAUUGUUCUUCCAGAACUUUCCACCAACACACUAGGUCAAGUCUGGUAUUGUUUAGAGGUCAGGAUGAUCACAACUUAAUUUAAAAUUAGGGUUAAAACAUUCAGAGGUACUUUUAAGUCAGCACUGACAAUGCAAAUGCUGUGGUUUCGGGGCCAAAGUUUGCUUAAAAUCCACAAUAGUUGAACACACACACACCCCCACACCCAGCAGAGAAUCCACCAAGAAUAGAAUUAAGACCCUAGAUCAUAUUAAUGCACUACGAAGGUUAUUAAAUAACACACACUCUGUAGUGCACUAUCCGUUCCAUUUGGGAUUCGUUCUGGUGAACACUUUCAGUAAAUGCCUUCCUCUUAAACCAUAUACAGUAUCUCUCUCUCUGUCUCUCUCUCUCUCACACACACACACACACAGAGAACACUAAGUACACACAUUUCCUGUAUAUAUUCUGCCUUACUGUGUGUUCUGUAGAGAUUAGACUGUGUGUGUGUGUGUGGGUGUCCUACUCGUGGGUCUGUAUGUACAUAUGGAAACGACUUCCUCUCUUUAUACACCUGAACAUUAAGACGAUUAAAAUACUGAAGAUACAAAGCCUUUAUUUUUUGGUCUUUCCUACAGAUAUAGUGAUGAUGUGAGUGGAGAGGUGCCGAUACUUUGCACAGAGGGUGGAAUAGGUGAUUGUACGUGUAUAGUAGUAUACAGAAAAUGACUGCUGGGUGAUUAGGAAGGUGCUAAACCUGAUACUCGCUGGCAUGCAGAGUCACAAGUGAGGUUCUUUUAAACGUCUGAUAUGUUUUAUUAUUCAAAUGUAACCAAAUCAACGCAAUUAAUCACACAAUAUUAUAUUAAUGAAAAUAUAGUUUUGUGACAAGGUUAUAUCAGUGUGUCAUUUAGGACAAUCAUUUAGGACAAGCUGAUAUUUUGAUGUUAUACAAGUAUUUAAAUGUAGUAAAAAAAAAAAAAAGAAAAAAAAAAAGAAAAGAAAGUUAGUUUUGUGUUUGCUCGCCCUCUAGUGGACAGAUCCGGUUACUGAUGAAAAGCUUUGAACGUCUUAAACUUCAGCAUGGUCUCCACUGUUAAUUUUGACAGCCAUUUUUUAAUCUUAGUCUUAGUCUUUAUCUUAAGACGAAAAUUCUUUGUUUUCUUCCUAAAGCUUCAGAUGCUGAAGCCAUUGCAGCUUGCCAGGCCAGUUCGAGUUUGUUUAGCCGACCCGCUAACUGUAUGAGAUGCAAACGUCCCUUAUCCAAUCCAGUGACAGGGACGCACAUUAUGAAAGAUGGUUAGCUGACACAAAGAGAUCAUUUAUUUUGAAUGCCCAAUACUCCUAAAUAAAGCAUUUUAGUCCAGUCCAGUCUCGUCUCGUCAACAAAGACAAGUCUUCAAUUUCUUCAUAGUUUUUAUCAUCAGACAAU